Messenger RNA from Darwinula stevensoni, 1095 nucleotides. Lineage: Eukaryota; Metazoa; Arthropoda; Ostracoda; Podocopida; Darwinulidae. The record is from the annotation of a GenBank genome assembly.
GCUAUUAUCAAUGCCGAAGCUGUUAUCGGGAACCUUGCUGUUAUCAACACAGGUGCCACGAUCGACCACGAUUGUAGAAUCGGUCAAGCGGUGCAUAUCGCCCCUCAGUGUGCACUGGCAGGAAAUGUGACAGUUGGAAAUCAAAGCUUUUUAGGGAUUGGAUGUAAGGUCAUACCUGACAUCGUCAUUGAAAGAGAAAAUAUGGAUAGGAUUUUUGUUGCUCAACCCAAAAUGGCAGGAAACGAACGGAAGUAUGUGCUCGAUUGCCUUGACACCAACUGGAUAUCCUCCAACGGAAAAUACAUUGGUGCGUUCGAAGAGAUUUUUGCAAAAUUCUGCGGUUCAAAACACGCCAUUGCCACAAACAAUGGUACAACGGCAUUGCAUCUGGCGUUAGUGGCACUGGAUCUCAAACCAGGUGAAGAGGUCAUUAUUCCGACAGUAACUUAUAUCGCGACCGCAAACGCAGUGCGCUACUGCGGCGCCACACCAGUAUUGGUUGAUGUCUGUGCCGACACGAUGAAUAUAGACCCUGCCCAUAUCGAACGAAAAAUCACUCCAAAAACACGCGGAAUUAUUCCCGUGCACCUCUAUGGGCAUCCUGCUGAUAUGGAUGCGGUAAAUAAAAUCGCACGCAAACACGGACUGUGGGUUCUUGAAGAUGCUGCCGAAGCUCAUGGUGCGAAAGUGCAUGACAAAAAGGUUGGGACUUUGGGCACAUGCGCCACCUUCAGUUUUUUUGGCAACAAAAUUGUAACUACAGGUGAAGGCGGAAUGAUAACCACCGACGAUGAUGAACUGGCAGCUAAAUUGCGUCUCUAUCGCGGUCAGGGGAUGGAUCCUCAGCGUCGCUAUUGGUUUCCGGUCAUUGGUUACAACUACCGCAUGACCAAUAUCCAAGCGGCGAUUGGUCUGGCGCAGAUGGAAGGCAUUGAAACCGCCUUAACCGAUCGUGAACGCCUCGCAAAAUGGUACGCUGAGGCUCUCAGCGAUUUAACGGAGCAGAUUAUUUUGCCCGCGCAAGCUCCGUGGGCCAAGCAGGUCUACUGGAUGUACAACAUCUUUCUGCGUGAAGGCAACGAAAACCGACGCGAC